Molecule: messenger RNA, 1395 nt
Organism: Candoia aspera
Lineage: Eukaryota; Metazoa; Chordata; Lepidosauria; Squamata; Candoiidae
Gene: TMEM69
Product: transmembrane protein 69
Exons: 3
Coding region: 276-1016 (246 amino acids)
Source: RefSeq, a predicted model, not a curated record
GAUGUUACUGGAGACGUACUUACCCAGCAAAAAUAAGUUUCUCUUGCUUCGUACAAUAUUUUAGGAAAGUCGUCAAUUUUUAUGCCGUAGGGUCCCUCUGACUUUCUGGAAAACGUACUAUACGAAUCUGGAAAGCCAUUUAGGAAAGUGUUUUUUUUCCCCCUUCUUUGCGAAAACUAAACCAAAUAUUGGGUGACCCGCUUUGGAUUAUCUUCUGAGUAUCAGCUUCUCUGUUAGCUACCUCAGUUUUUCCUGCUGGUAUAUGGUCUGUGAAGAUGUUCCAUUUUGUACAACGAUGUUGUUUCCAAGUUCCUUCCAAGUUAAUAUACCUUCAAAGAUUUCAACAGCCUAGGAAUAAAUCUUGCUGCUCUCAGAUCUUCCUGCCAAAAUUACAGCUAUUUAAACAGGCAUCUUUGUGCAUAACUAAGAUCCAGGACUUCCAUUCCUCCACUUGCAGUUGGAGCAGAAAGAAGCCUUCAGAAUCUGCAUCCGAUAAGCUGGAUACCCCACUAUUUGACUUGGCAUCACUCAAGGACUCUCCAAAGCCUGCCAUUUAUUUAGGAGUUGCAGGAUUAAUUCCAUUUGUUUCAGUGCCAUUAGUAAUGGCUAUCCAGAAGGUCUCCUACCCAGAGUUGGCAUUUGCUCAAAUUGCAUAUGGUGCCUCUAUGCUGUCUUUCCUAGGAGGGAUCAGGUGGGGAUUUACUCUUCCAGAAGGUAGUCCUGCAAAACCUGAUUGGCUUAAUCUGGCUAACAGUAUGGUUCCUUCAUUAAUAGCCUGGUUUACCUUGCUUUUUAAAGAUCUCACUACAGCUGGAGUUAUGGUUAUCAUAGGCUUAAUGAUAGCCCUGAAUUAUGAUACUGUCCUUCUUCCCACCUAUCCCAACUGGUUUAAAGCCUUGAGAGUAAUUUUAACGAUAGUGUCUGCAUCUGCUGUAUUUGUCACAUUAAUUAUUGUGAAUUACUGUCCAGAAAAAUAUCUAAGUUUUAAGAUGGAGGAAGCAGAAGAUUCUAAGUAAACACCCAGAAAAUGCAGAGCGUUGUGGGAGAAAAGGAGUACAGAACUGAAGCAAUAUUCACAAUGCAUGAAAAUGAACUUGGAAAACUACUGUAACAGAAAAUAAUAGUUGAAUUAUGUAAUUCAUUAAAUUUACAACAGUAGCCAUAGAGAAGUGGAUUAGGAAGGAGGGUAGGUGCUGAACACUUACAGAUGUUUUUCAGAUUAUUUGGUUUUCAUUUGUGUGGCUUAAGUGGAAUUUGGUUUCUCUUAAUUUUUUACCAGAUUUGGUAUAAAUAUGAACCAAUUCACAGCAGUGGGGCUUAUUCUUGAAGUUGAUUCUGGGUAGGUCAGCACCAGGGGUGUGUGAAGCAUUUAGAGUGGUGCUUCACUUAACACCU